This is a messenger RNA of Leopardus geoffroyi (Geoffroy's cat), 9559 nucleotides long. RefSeq names its product cell adhesion molecule 2 (gene CADM2). The transcript is spliced from 11 exons. The coding region runs from base 617 to 1951 and encodes 444 amino acids. The record is from RefSeq and is a predicted model, not a curated record. NCBI's taxonomy places the organism in Eukaryota, Metazoa, Chordata, Mammalia, Carnivora, Felidae.
GCCGCCGCCGCCGCUGCCGCCGCUGCCGCCGCCGCCGGUGCCUCUGCUGCUGCUGCAGCCGGAGCAUCCGGGAGCCGCCGCCGCCGCCGCUGCCGCUGCUGCCACUAGCGCUGCUUCCACUGCUGCCACCUCCCCUCCCAGGACCCCGAGACACCCCGAGCGCGAGCGGCGGCAGCUGCUUGCUUGCUCCCCCUCUGCCCCUGCCCCUCCCUUCCGUGACCUACCCACUCCUUGCAGCCCUCGCCCGCACCUUCUCCAACACCCCGGCAUCCCUGCACCACCUGCUCGGGCAGCCCGGCGGGCUCUGGGACUUGCUGUGCGCGCCGAGAAGAAAGCAAGCUCCGAACCCGUGCCUGGCUGACGGGCUGUCGCGGCUGCACCACCAGCAGGAGGAGAAGAAACUAUUUCGCCCACCGAAACCCCAUUCUGCGGGUGCUUCGCAGCUGCCGCUUCUGCUGCCUGCAGUCCAGGUCCGAGGGUUCGAACACCGCAGCGGCGGGGACCGUGGGUCUAGCAGGCGCCGGGAGGACACCGGCGGAGCCCUGCACUCUGGUGUCCCGCUCACCAGCAUCACCUAGCCCCCUCGUUCCUUCCCCAACCCUUUAGAGAAGGGACCAUGAUUUGGAAACGCAGCGCCGUUCUCCGCUUCUACAGUGUCUGCGGGCUCCUGCUACAAGCGGCUGCUUCAAAGAAUAAAAUGAAAGGCAGCCAAGGGCAGUUUCCACUAACACAGAAUGUAACGGUUGUUGAAGGUGGAACUGCGAUUUUGACCUGCAGGGUUGAUCAAAAUGAUAACACCUCCCUCCAGUGGUCAAAUCCAGCUCAACAGACUCUGUACUUUGAUGACAAGAAAGCUUUAAGGGAUAACAGGAUUGAGCUGGUUCGAGCUUCCUGGCAUGAAUUAAGUAUCAGCGUCAGUGAUGUGUCUCUCUCGGAUGAAGGACAGUACACUUGUUCUUUAUUUACAAUGCCUGUCAAAACUUCUAAGGCCUAUCUCACUGUUCUGGGUGUUCCUGAGAAGCCUCAAAUUAGUGGAUUUUCAUCACCGGUUAUGGAGGGAGAUUUGAUGCAGCUGACUUGUAAAACAUCUGGUAGCAAACCUGCAGCUGAUAUAAGAUGGUUCAAAAAUGACAAAGAGAUUAAAGAUGUAAAAUAUUUAAAAGAAGAGGAUGCUAAUCGCAAGACAUUCACCGUCAGCAGCACACUGGAUUUCCGAGUGGACCGGAGCGACGAUGGUGUGGCUGUAAUCUGCAGAGUAGACCACGAAUCCCUCAAUGCCACCCCUCAGGUGGCCAUGCAGGUGCUAGAAAUACACUAUACACCAUCAGUUAAGAUUAUACCAUCCACUCCUUUUCCACAAGAAGGACAGCCAUUAAUUUUGACUUGUGAAUCCAAAGGAAAACCACUGCCAGAACCUGUUUUGUGGACAAAGGAUGGUGGAGAAUUGCCAGAUCCUGACCGAAUGGUUGUGAGUGGUAGGGAACUAAACAUUCUUUUCCUGAACAAAACGGAUAAUGGUACAUAUCGAUGUGAAGCCACAAACACCAUUGGCCAAAGCAGCGCAGAGUAUGUUCUCAUUGUACACGAUGUUCCCAACACUUUGCUUCCCACCACUAUCAUCCCCUCCCUUACCACUGCAACAGUCACAACCACUGUAGCCAUAACAACCAGCCCAACCACAUCUGCAACAACCAGCAGCGUAAGAGAUCCCAAUGCUCUGGCUGGCCAGACUGGCCCUGAUCAUGCUCUUAUAGGAGGAAUAGUGGCUGUAGUUGUAUUUGUUACGCUGUGUUCUAUAUUUCUGCUUGGUCGAUAUCUGGCAAGACAUAAAGGAACAUAUUUAACAAAUGAAGCUAAAGGAGCCGAAGAUGCACCAGAUGCUGACACAGCCAUUAUCAAUGCUGAAGGCAGCCAAGUCAAUGCUGAAGAGAAAAAAGAGUAUUUCAUUUAAAAUGCAGGCCAAGAUUAUGAGUUUUCCUUACCAGGCUGGCUGCUGGAGAAAACUGGCUAUCAUCUUUCAGAAUUCAUUUCUACCAUCUACUGCUACCUUUAUUAACUUCCAUACCGUACUGCUAUCAGUGGCCAGUGUAUACCAACAAUCAGCUGUCGAAAGCAUCAUUCUUUAAUUACUGUACCAUCCAUAAUGCAGGACAUUUCUUACUGCCUAAAUUCCACACCAUUGCUCUUUUAACAUACAGUGCUUGAAUAUACAGCCUUAACAAUGUUAAUCAUCUCCUUGGAUCAUGGUAUUGAGUUGUUUUUAUACAUUGAAAAAAAGUAUGCAAAGUGUUUUUUUUUUUUUCCCCUCAUCUUUUCCCCCAUUAAAUCAUAAAUUUUGUCAGUUUGCCACUGGACAGCUUUCACGAGUAGUAGGAUUAGGUAAAGACCUAACGUGUUUAAGUUUAAUCAGAGAUUAGAGGUUUACGGUGUUUUCCACAUGUCCACCUUCAAAGACAUGUUUGGAAACAUAUGCCCUAGAAAACACACUGUAGAAUAGAUUCUGGAAUGUUUGAGAUUAUACUAGUAAAGCUGUAUCAAUUUGCUAUUUAAAAAUAUAGUAUUUGAUACAGGAGCCAUGUGUAUGAAUUGCAAUCAUGCCAUGACAUCUUAUAUAUAAUUAUAUAGAUUCCACCAUUAGGUUAUUUUAGCUUCAUUUACCAGUAAGUUUUUACAAACAUGUUACUGCUUUGGGAAUCACAAAGAUUUCAUUCAUUUCUCUAAUUUGAUUCUGUAAUUUAUUUGCUCCAUAAGAACUCACCUGCCUAAACAAAACUGAAGUAUCCAUAGGGCACAAUUUUGAAACAUUUAGUAUCUGUAUAUAGUGCAUAUAAUAAAUCCAAUUAAACAUUAUUUGAUACAUAUUUAACUUUUUUGGCUGUAGGUAAUUCAGUCAUAAGUAAGCAUUUUCUAAUGUCCAUUAUAUCCCUUUAGAUAUUACUUAAACCAAUAUUAUAAGUAGAUAACAUGUAUUAGUAUUUUUGUCUGUAUGUCCUAGCACUGUUCAACAACAAAUUUUUCUAGUUCUUGUUAAUUUUUAUUUGUUAUACAAUGGAAGCACAAUGUUAUAAGGAAAGGUAAUUUUAAGCUAACAACCAGUGCACAGCCUCAGGUUUUCAAUUACAACCACAGUUGAAUAAUAACCUAAAAGUAAACUCUUAGUUUGCUAAAAAUUAAAAAAAAAUAAUAAUUUGGCAGUUCCAGAGCUGCUUACCUAUGUUGGUUUGCCAAAAAGAAGUGUUUAAGAUAUGUUUUCUGUAUAAAUGAACUAAUUCUUUAUUAAAUUCCUGUCUAUGCAUUUUGUGAGGUACAAACUUAUGAAACAGUGAGUGAUGGAGAAUUUCUGCCAUGCUUUUAACUCCAAGGUGAAAGUCUCUUUCUCUGGAUUAUUUCUGAAAUUUUGGUGUAUUUAACCAUUAAGAAAUGCUGUAUUCUUACAUAUGAUACAGAGUCAAUCUAAAGUCAUAUUAUUUCUUCUAGUACAAUACAAUAUUGUUAGAUUAGUUCUCAUUAAAUUUAUUAUAUGCUAAAAAUUAAAAAUCCAGUUAGAUAAAAAAUUAUUUUCCCAUUCAGAAGCAUUGCACCUUUAAGAAGAAAACAAAUAGGACAAUACGGUAGCUAUACUUGUGAUGUCUGAAAGCAUGAUGGCCUAUGGUUUUAAAAAUAAUAUCUUGGAAUUUAUUUUUGGGAAAUGAGAAUGGUUGAGUAUGACAUCAUGUAUUAAUAUCAAAUGGAAGACAAGGGUGCUGUAUCUUAUUUAUCAGAAAAGUAUAAACUUUUAAAGACAACGUUAGAAUUUUUAAAUUGUUUUUUUUUAUUGUUGAAGCAUUUAUCUUGUUGAUUUCUUACAAAACAAAAAGGACGAUGUCAGUCAAGCAGCACUUUUUCAGAAUAUACAGAACAUAAAUAAUAUGAUGUGGUUGAGUGUUAACAUAAUAAAUCAUAUACAGUAUGACAUUUUAAGGAAAUAAGUCUGCAUUGAUGUGAUUGCAUGCUUGUUUUUACAGUUCACUCCAUACCAUCUGUGGAAAAAUGCAAUAAUAUGUUAAUAUAGUAUGGUAGUUUGAGAGAAUCAGGUAGGUGCUACUAGACACAUUGAAACUAGAAUAGGUUUAUAAACUGUUCAUAUCUUUCAAUGCAUAAUCUUUAGAAAGACUCCACAAAACAAAAUUCAUCCUGUUAGUACAAAAUGGAAAGGUUCUUAUUACAGAAGUAAGUUGUAUAAACUGCAUCAUCAAUGACUAUUUAAAGCUUAAUUUCAGGAUGCACUUACAAAAUUGCUACUCAUUGAUGCUGUAUUUACAUCCCUCUUCAUUUUGUCUAUAUUCUACUUGGCUCCAACUGCUAAAUUGUUGCCUAAAUAACUCAAUCAUUAUUUAUAGCACUGUAAAAUUAGAAAUCAAAAAUUGGUUGUAUUUCAAAAUUUUUGACUCUUUUAACCCAUUAGAGUAAUAUAAAAAACUCAUUAGAACUCUUUAAAACAAACUAAUAUAUUAUGAUUUGUGGGCUCUAAUAAAAUGUUUUGCCAGUUAAGAUAGUUCGAUUUGAAUUAGGCAUCAUUUUUAGUUACUGAAAAAUAUAGCAAUAGAAUCAUAUUUUCCUAUCUGUAAAAUGUAUUUUAUUUCCACUAAACAAGGACAUAAAUUGUAAAAAUUCUGCCCAUUUCUGCCAAAAUCAGGAAAAAAAAAAAACCAAAAUAACAUUUCAAAUUAGAACCAUGUCAAUUGCAAUGUCUGAAAUGUGCACAUGCGUAUGCACAGAGAGCCAAAUUCUGUCUCUGCUUAUUGAGCACAGAAGCUACGGAACUCAACUGAAGGAGUGUGAACACACACACACCCCUAGUAGAAUAUGGAGUAUUAUUCUUUACCAAAAGUAGCUAUUCUCUGCCAGUGUACUGUUUACAGUGUAAAUUGAUCGUUCUCCAUCAAAGAAGUGUAAACAGCAUUCUUUUUUUCUUCCAUUCUUGAGUGUCCUAGAUAGAAUGAUUAUUAAAAUUAGGAAGAAAAAGGAACGUUUGUGAGUACAAGAGCAAAGAUAGAGCACAUGCGCAGAGUAUUGAUAUGUGUAUGUUUAUGUGUGAGUGUGUGUGUGUGUGUGUGUGUGUGUGUGUGCGUGUAAGAGAGAAAGAGAAAGAAAGAUAGAGAGAGAGAAAUUUCAACUUGUUUUCUUUUACCAGAGAAUCCAAGAAGCAGUUUAAGGAACCUGAUUUUGGAGUUUAAUCUAGAAACUGGAUGAUCUCAUAUUGAUUCAAGAUGAUUAAUAUUGCAUUGAAAUCCCACAAUUAAAAUAGAGAAAGAAAACUAACUUUCCUAAAUAUGGCAAAGAAGCUAACACCUCAUUUAUUUUCAUUUCUUUGUAAAAAUAUAUAUAUCUCAAAUUAAAAGGACAGGCUCACUUGUAAUUAUGUACUCAUGAUUGUAACAGCAUUGAGAUUCCAUAUAGGCACAUGUACAGCAGCUGUUUGACGGUGAUGGUUCUUCCAUGUGACAUACCAGUUAUCGUGUAAUUUAGUGCCACUUAUUGCAAAGUGUUACCAAGGGGAACAUUGAAAAUACUUUUUCUUUUCCUUUGGACAUAAGGAUAAUUUGAUGAAUGAUAAAUAUGAACGUCAUGUUACAUGUUUUAAUUGUGGAGAAAAUGCAAAACCUCGUAUCUUACUGCAACUUCCCUUUCAUAUUGCUAAUUACGUAGAGCCCACUAAAAGUGCCCAAUAUUAUCCCCCUUUGCGAAUGGUAAUCUGUGAUGAACAUACGAAAUAAACAAACAAAAAGAGCUGGCAACCACAGCUGAAAUAAGUGAAACAUCUAAUGAGAAUUACUGCGUAAUGCUUUUUAUUAAGUGGCACAAAGUACACACUAAAAACUAUGCAAAAUAUAGGUAACUACAGUGUACGUACAUGUAAGUAUCUUGUACUUGCUGUGUAUGGAUGUUGGAAACCCAUGUAAUUAUAAUAUGCAUUUUGAAUAUUGGGAAAGAGGAAAUCUUAGUGUAGAUAAUAGAAUUUGUUUUGAAAUAUACACUGGCAAUAUUGAAAUAUACUCAGUGCAAUAUCUGAAAUUCUAUUGCUGGAUACUUCAUGCAAAGGGAUUUUAAAGAAUUCUUUAACACCAUCCAAGAGGUUGCUAAUCUUCACCUCCCACGCACUAAAGCAUUAAUUAAAAAUGCAGUUGAUUCAACAAAACUUUAAGUUUUUCUUAAUCAUUAAUGUGACACAAUAAAAUUAUUUGACCUACUUUUUAGCACAACUGGAGAGAAAGAAAUAACCUGAGUUUCAAACUUUGCUUGAAAUCUAAUUGAAUUUUGAAUUCUUAAACUUUCUUUGAAAUAUGUGUAUAUUUUAAUAGGUUAUGGUACUUUUAUUAUAAGUACAGAUUUAUUCAGUCAAAGAACACAGGUUACCCUUAGUCAGUUGUUAGAGUCACUAUAUCUUAAUGGGAAAUUUUUUAGACCUUUGUUCUAUUUAUUUUAUUUUUUCCCCCUUUCUCUCCCUAUUGUGUCCCAGACAUACCCUUUGCACUUAUACCCUUCCAAAGGCAACGGAUUGAAAGUAGCAAGAUUAUAAAGAGAGCUAAAGGGGACAACGUGUAAGAAUGGGUUCUAAACUCAUCAGCAUUUUUAUGUAUUGAGAUUAUUAAUAUUGAAUGCAAUAGUUAUUGGAUAUAGCUGGUAAGUUCUCUGCCAUGCAUACUUACAAUAAUCCUUCUACCUCUCACUUUUAACAUGGGCUAUGAUAUAGAAGAAAUAAUGAUUUACAGGAUAUCCCAGGAAGCACUCUUUGGGACUAUCAUAACAGUCCGCUCCCUAGCCCCUGGGAAAUCUCAAAAGCCAAUUUCUUUUAGUGUAUUCAGUGGUGUAUGGAUCUGCAUUGGUUUUCCUUUUCUAUCAUUAACUUUUCCUAUAGGCAAAAUAUGCUAAUUUUAUAAGGAUAUUUCUUCUCAUGCCUACUGAUAUUUCAAUGUAAUAUAAUUGUGUUGAUUUUUAAAUAAUAAUUUAAAUGGCAACACUUUGGAAUCCAAUCUGACAUUUCAUUUAAUAUUUAAAAUGCAACAAUUUCUCAUAAAUUAAUGCUGUGCUUUUAAGUAAAAAUUAUGUAAAUGAUUUAUUUUCCCAAGAAGUGUUAUCUAUCUAAGACAAAAAUUUAAGUAUUUAAAAUUGCCUCCUUAUUAACAAAUAAUACCUGAACAAUGAAUGCAAAGUCUUGCCACAAAUGCCCACUUUAUUGUGUCUGCUUAGACAUAAUAUGAAUUUUUCAAAUGAUGUAAUUUAAUUAUUUGAAAAGGAAAUUACAUUUUAAAAGCAGAUUUUUCUUUAGAAAAAAAAGACACAAGAAAAUAUUUCAAAUUAUGAUGUUGAAUCUAUAAAAUAUGCUUCAAGUAAGAUGUUUCUAUGUUAUGUGGUUAUGUUACAAAUAAUAUUUGGUCGAAUCUUUACCAUCUUUUCCAUAUAUAUAUAUGAUUUAUAUAUAUAUAUAUAUGUUAGUUACAAGAAAUGUAUGGUUAUUUUGGAGAGAAUGGGCCCACAUGUGAAAAAUAUGUAAAGAGAAAACACUAUUUUCCCCUAUAACACAUACUGUAUAUUUCAAAAGAAAAAAAAAAGUUAAAAGAUAUUUGAAGAUUGCAGGGGCAAAAAAAAAGAAAAAAAAAAAAAGGCCUCCCAGGGCUCAGCACUUAAGCACUUUUCCCACAUCCAGGGUCAGAACAGCAGUGAUUUCCCACACGGACUUUUAAGUGCGGUAUGAAUGCGACAUUACACUUCUAUUAUACACAGUACUGUUAAACCUCAAAUGUUUUCUUUCUUCAGAUGCUUUUCCUUGUACAUGCUCCUAGUAGACACUUUUCUCUUUAUAUUUGCUGAUAGUGAAAGUUAUAUGCAAUAAAAUAUUUGAUGGUUGAAAGCAGUGGUCACCACUUGGUUAAAAAACAAACAAACUGAACAAACUAUGAAAUGUAAACUGAAUUGUUAUCUCUUUAUCUUUUUUGCGUUUCUCUGUGUUUCUAAUGUAUUGAAUGAUUCUCAUAAAUAGAAAAAUAAUUUAGAGACUUUUCAAAACUAGUACUUUCUCCUUAUAAAUGUAUAAAAUUUUAAUCUCUUUACAAAUUUAUUUAACUGUACCUGCUGUACUUAUUGUAGAUUCAAUGAUGCAGUUAAGUAGUAACCCAAGAGUUUGGGAUUACUGACCUAUUUUCUUCAUAUUCAGUUCACAUCAGUAUUUGUGAAUUGGUUGUUUAGCUUUUCAUUCAACCAAAAAAAUAUUCCCUCAAGAAAGCUCCAUUUUUAUCAUAAAUAUUUCAACCUAAUCAACAUUGGAACAAGUCUGCCAUGUUAAAAAAAAUUUAAAGACUUAUCUCUGAAAAUGGUACCCAGAAAUGCAGGUGUUCCCAGUAAUGUAGCUUCAAAAAUAAAAUGUUCUAUUUAUAUGACAUGAAAUUCAUAACUUUUGGAAGGGUAUAUUUAUGACAACAUAAAAAUAAAUUCUGUGCUGUAAAGAAGAUUCGCCAAAAUAAACAUAUUGCACAGAAGAUAGAAAAACACAAUUAUUGAAUCUACUGUUAUCAUAAACAUCAUCAAAAAACAAAAUGCAUAUUGUAAUAUUAGGUACAUGACACUUGCAUGUUGAUAUGCCUAUAUACUUACAAAGUAUUCAAUGUGUACUUAGUGGCGCUUAAAAUAUGUCAUGUACAACUCUUAUAAACAUUCUUACAGGGUUCCCAUUUGCACUUCAUCUUUCAGUAAAGUCUUGUCAGAAAAAAGAAAUGUCUGAUACAUAUGGAAAAAUAAAAUUUGAAUUUUAGUUAUCUGUUGGACACUACUGAAUUGUCUAUUCAUUUAGUUCAUUUUCUUAGGUCUGAAAGCAGACAUUGAAAGAUGGAACUUUCUUUUUUCCCACUGACAGGUUAUAAAAGAUGUUACAAACCAAACAUUAUUUUACAUAUCUUUUUCAACUGACCACAUUAUCCAUUCAUUUUAGAUUUUCUAGUGAUGCCUAUUUUCCUUGUAAACUUCUAAGUGGAAUUUUUAAAAAUUAAGCAGUAGUAGAAUAAAUGUUAUUUGUACAACAUUUAAUCGUUACUCCUUGGAGAAUAUGAACCUUGUAAUAUGGUCACUAAGGGUAAAAAAAAAAAAAAAAAUGUUGCUGACUUAGGGAAAUCUGUUUGAGAUUGCCAAAAUUUUAAUAAUCUGUAAAGGUAAUAUUACAUUCACUUAUGUGUGUUUACUAAUGUUGACUAGGAACAGAAGCAAAAAUACCUAAACCUAUUUUUUUUUAAUUUUCACACUCUAACCAGUAUUAUAUAUUUCAACUACCUAAGAUAAUACAAUUAAUAAUAUAUCCAUCCUAAGCUUAUGCCAAUAAGAAUUUGAGAUAAGCUUUUAAAUUUAUGGGAGAUUUUCUUUGUGUCUUUGGAAGUUCACUUACCAUAAGGUAUUUUAUAGUCUACUUUAAAUAACAGAUUUUGUUAUACAGGGUAAGCCAAAGGCUGUACAAGAAUUAGUGUCAUUGGGUCUGAUAUUUGUGUUAGACCAUGAAAUAUUCCAUUAAAAUUUAUCUGUAAAUACAAGGCAA